GAAGCCGGAGAAGAGGGCUGGUGCCUAUAAUCUUAUCUUUACUUGCAAUUGCACUGCACCAACGUAAUUCAUUGCCUAAAUUUCCCAAUUCGUUUGAGGAAUUUCAGAUCCGUAGCUCUUCUGUUUUACCAGCAAAACCCUAAGCAUGGAUCGGUACCAGAAAGUGGAGAAGCCGAAGGUCGAGACUCCGAUUGAUGAGAAUGAGAUUCGGAUUACGAGCCAAGGCAGGAUGCGGAGUUACAUUACUUACGCCAUGACGCUGCUUCAGGAGAAAGGUUCGGAUGAUAUAGUGUUUAAGGCAAUGGGCAGAGCCAUUAACAAAACAGUGACGAUCGUGGAGCUGAUCAAGAGGAGAAUUGUUGGUCUUCACCAGAUUACUGCUAUUCAAUCUAUUGACAUAACCGACACAUGGGAACCCCUGGAGGAAGGGCUUCAAAUUCUGGAAACCACUAGAAAAGUUUCAAUGGUUACAAUAACACUCUCAAAAAAGGAGCUGGAUACAAAAAACGUCGGGUACCAACACCCAAUACCAGAAGAUCAGGUGAAGGUGUUGUCUCCAGAUGUAGACUAUGAUGGAGAGGGAUCGCCUCCUACCCGUGGAAGAGGCCGAGGUGGCAGAGGGAGGGGAAGACCUAGAUUCCAGUCUGGGAAUGGUUUUGCUUAUGCUGAGUAUGAUGAUGGAGGCUAUGAAAGGAACCGUGGGUACGCCAGAGGUAGGGGACGAGGUAGAGGCCGUGGUUUCCGUGGCCGUGGAAGGGGUGGCUACAAUGGUCCUCAGGGGGAUGCUCAGCAUGACGAUGGAAGCUACAAUCAAGAAGCACCACGAGGUCGUGGCCGUGGGAGGGGAAUUCGGGGAAGGGGUCGUGGGUUCAGAGCUAAUGUGCCGGUCCAAGCAGCUGCUUGAGAUGCGUAGGUGUUGAAAAGUGGGGUUUAUUAUUGUAUGAGGACAGUAUGGUUCCAUAAGCUGAUAUGUAUCCACCCCAUCUCUAUGUUUGUUUUUAGUUUUAUUGAUAUUUAUUAUUUUUCCACCAAUUCUAGUUGUAAUUUUAGGGUGUAAUCAUUUUAGACUUGCUUGAGCCGCUCUAGCGUGCUGAGUCGUUUUUGUUCUCUUUGUCACGCAUAUUUUUCAUUUGGACAUCCAUAUUUGUUUAAUGCAACGUGAUUGGUCAGGACCA
Molecule: messenger RNA, 1175 nt
Organism: Salvia splendens (bonfire salvia)
Lineage: Eukaryota; Viridiplantae; Streptophyta; Magnoliopsida; Lamiales; Lamiaceae
Product: ribonuclease P protein subunit p25-like protein
Exons: 9
Coding region: 146-904 (252 amino acids)
Molecular function (GO): RNA binding
Source: RefSeq, a predicted model, not a curated record